Acyrthosiphon pisum (pea aphid) is the source of this 1636-nucleotide messenger RNA. Its product is annotated as tubulin alpha-1 chain. Lineage: Eukaryota; Metazoa; Arthropoda; Insecta; Hemiptera; Aphididae. Gene Ontology annotation, biological process: microtubule-based process. Gene Ontology annotation, molecular function: GTP binding; structural constituent of cytoskeleton. The transcript has 3 exons. The record is from RefSeq and is a predicted model, not a curated record. Bases 156 to 1508 code for a protein of 450 amino acids. Gene Ontology annotation, cellular component: microtubule.
GAGCAUACAACACGGGCACCGUCGGCCAUUGGACGUCAAUUUGUGUUUGGACGUGAACGAAGCUGCUUCGAUCGCUUCUUGUCUGACAUAAAAAAACUCCAAGUUUUUUACUUCAACAAUUCGUUCCUAUCCAACGACAACACUCAAACUUCAAAAUGCGUGAAUGUAUCUCCGUACACGUUGGCCAAGCUGGUGUGCAAAUUGGUAAUGCCUGCUGGGAAUUGUACUGUUUGGAACAUGGAAUUGCUCCAGAUGGUCAAAUGCCAUCUGACAAGACCAUUGGAGGUGGAGACGACAGCUUCAACACCUUCUUCAGCGAAACUGGCUCAGGCAAACAUGUGCCAAGAGCUGUGUUUGUUGAUCUCGAACCAACUGUUGUUGAUGAGGUAAGAACUGGAACAUACCGCCAGUUGUUCCACCCUGAACAAUUGAUCACUGGUAAGGAAGAUGCUGCCAACAACUAUGCACGUGGACACUACACUAUUGGAAAAGAGAUUGUUGAUGUUGUUUUGGACAGAAUCAGGAAAUUGGCUGACCAGUGCACUGGUCUUCAAGGUUUCUUGAUCUUCCACUCUUUCGGAGGUGGUACUGGAUCUGGUUUCACAUCUUUGUUGAUGGAAAGACUCAGCGUUGACUACGGAAAGAAGAGUAAAUUAGAAUUCGCCAUCUACCCAGCCCCUCAAGUCUCCACUGCUGUUGUUGAGCCAUACAACUCCAUCUUGACCACACAUACAACUCUGGAACACAGUGACUGUGCAUUCAUGGUCGAUAAUGAAGCCAUCUAUGACAUUUGCCGUCGUAAUCUCGAUAUUGAACGUCCAACUUACACCAACUUGAAUCGUCUUAUUGGCCAGAUUGUUUCUUCAAUCACAGCUUCUCUCCGUUUCGAUGGUGCCCUCAAUGUUGACUUGACUGAAUUCCAGACCAAUUUGGUCCCAUAUCCCCGUAUUCAUUUCCCAUUGGUCACCUAUGCACCAGUCAUCUCUGCUGAAAAGGCUUACCAUGAACAAUUGUCUGUAUCAGAAAUCACCAAUGCUUGUUUUGAACCAGCCAACCAAAUGGUUAAGUGUGACCCACGUCACGGCAAAUACAUGGCUUGUUGUAUGUUGUACCGUGGUGAUGUUGUACCUAAGGAUGUCAACGCUGCCAUUGCUUCCAUCAAGACCAAGAGAACCAUUCAGUUUGUUGACUGGUGUCCAACUGGUUUCAAAGUUGGUAUCAAUUACCAACCCCCAACUGUGGUACCCGGUGGUGACUUGGCUAAAGUACAACGUGCCGUCUGCAUGUUGUCCAACACUACAGCUAUUGCUGAAGCUUGGGCUAGGUUGGACCACAAGUUUGACUUGAUGUAUGCCAAACGUGCUUUCGUCCAUUGGUAUGUUGGAGAAGGUAUGGAAGAAGGUGAAUUCUCUGAAGCUCGUGAGGAUUUGGCCGCUCUUGAGAAAGAUUACGAAGAGGUUGGCAUGGACUCCGUCGAAGGAGAAGGUGAAGGUGGUGAAGAAUACUAAACAUCGAAGUUCCAGACAAACCAUGCUUGAUUUUACAACUCCAAAAAUUAAAUUAACCUCAGUAUUUUUUUUUUAUAUGGACAUUUUUAGACAUUUUAUUAUUUAAAAGAAAGCAAACUCAAAUGAAA